AUGGACGAAACACCACGAGCCUGUCUUCUCGGAUUACCCGCUGAACUACGCCUGACGGUCUUCGAGUGGGCGCUUGCCGAUUCGCAUGUCAACCUCCGCCAUCAAAGAAAGAGACCAACAGAAGACAUCCGAAACCCCUGGGCAUAUCUCCAAAUCAACAGUCAAAUUCGACAAGAAGUCCUUCCAAUAUUCUACGAGACAGUGGCAUUCAAGCUUCAGGAUGGGAUGACCGAACCGAAACUGCAAUCUUGGCUUGAAUUCAUCGGGCCUGAAGCCACCGCGAGGAUCAAGAAGGUGGAGUUCAACUGCAAAGGCAGAUGUGCUAUGUUUGGUCUGCAGCCGGACACGGAUUAUUGCCACCGUGAAGUCUGUCUCGAUCUCACGACCACCCGCCCUGCCAACGACGUGGAACUCUUGAACGCUGCUGUUGAUAGCUUCAAAGAGGAUCACCGCUCGUUGCUGUGCUCGAAUGAUGCAAUCAGCUGUUGGGACGAUACUUGGAAGAAUGCUCGUAGACAAGUUGGGUUUUGGAUGAGAACGAGUGAUGGCACGAUCGAUGCGGCGCUUAUCACUCAGCUUUUGUUGACUAUGUUUCACGUUCUGGAGAUUGAUCAUAGCACCUCUGCUGCAUGA
Zasmidium cellare ATCC 36951 is the source of this 633-nucleotide messenger RNA. RefSeq lists its product as uncharacterized. The record is from RefSeq and is a predicted model, not a curated record. The transcript is spliced from 2 exons. Lineage: Eukaryota; Fungi; Ascomycota; Dothideomycetes; Mycosphaerellales; Mycosphaerellaceae. Bases 1 to 633 code for a protein of 210 amino acids.